Molecule: messenger RNA, 1035 nt
Organism: Scedosporium apiospermum
Lineage: Eukaryota; Fungi; Ascomycota; Sordariomycetes; Microascales; Microascaceae
Exons: 5
Coding region: 1-1035 (344 amino acids)
Source: RefSeq, a predicted model, not a curated record
AUGUCAUAUUACGAUUCGAACGGUCAGUGGUCCUCCGGCCAGAACAACUGGGACCAUCAAGUACCUGCCCUGCGCACUGGCGCUAGCGGUCCUACUCCCCAGGACGAGUUUGCCUUCUUCUAUCAAUUCGAUGAGGUGGACCGAGCCUACGAAAACCUCGCGAAGAGCGGAAAGACAUAUGGCGCGGCUUCUCGACAUCCUCGUGGAGCCGUUGGUAUGGGCGGCCCCCGUUCCCACGGAGUGGGUGAUUUCGGCGAAAAUCCCCGGGGCCAUCCUCCCUCGAACCUCCAAGGCUUCUAUGCCACUCAACGCCAUCAACCCUCCCGUGGCUCCAGCGAGGCAGAGCAGAUGAUGCAGGCGAAAAGGCGGAUGGCAGCACAGCGGGAACGAGAGCUUCGAAAUCUUCACACGGAGCAGCAAUACCAGCGAACCGUUCUCACCGAUGUUUCCUAUGGACCCAAGAGCAUGUCGGAGGAAGAGACCAGGGACUUGAUUGCUCGCCAGCGGAGCGCUCUUUACAAGGAGGGCCCAUUCGCCGAGAAGGGCGGCUACGUUGACGAAAAUGGUGUCGUACGAUCCGGACUCCCUACUCACAGCGGGCCGGCUAGUCUUCGAGGUGCGUCGCCUUUGACUUACGACCUGGGCCGCAACGUUCCCGCCCCUGAGGGUCCUCCCUCUGGCGUCGACACCACCCAGGUCGGCCAGGAGAUUGGCUCGCGACCCAAUAGCACGGCUAGCCCUCAGUCGGCCGCCCCUGGAUCCAAACCUGGGUUUGACAGCACCAUCGGCCAGCCCACCAACAGGACCACCUCGUCUUCUCCUGGUGGUUCGCCUCCUCGGCAAGACGGUUCGGGUUCCAAACACAACCAAACCGGAGUGACUGUUGCUCCUAUCGGCACCCGACCCUCUGGCACCCCGGCUACUACUGCGUCCUCGAAACGAUCGACCACACCCCUUGCUUCUCCUGGAGGCUGGGGUCGGGGUGGCUGGCCGCAGGCUUCCGGACUUGGCGGACAGGCAAGUGUCUGGGCCUAA